Messenger RNA from Haliotis rubra (blacklip abalone), 1101 nucleotides. RefSeq lists its product as uncharacterized. The record is from RefSeq and is a predicted model, not a curated record. NCBI's taxonomy places the organism in Eukaryota, Metazoa, Mollusca, Gastropoda, Lepetellida, Haliotidae. Bases 43 to 642 code for a protein of 199 amino acids. The transcript has 5 exons.
UCUACAUUUCUGUCCGAUUUACAGGCUAACACUUUUUAUUUCAUGGCCGCCAUUAUGAAGCCGUGCUUUAUACUGUCCGUUGGGGUGUUGGUGUAUUUGGGUCAAGUAUUUGGUUCCCAUGACAACCAAUGUCAUCACAAGAGAUUCCGCCGAUGCGCGAAAGCCAUAUCUAAUCUGCAGAUUCCAAUGAUCGAAUCCAAGAAUCCUGAAGACUUCGGUGACCCACAUUCUGUUGUAAAGAAAUUCUGCAGAAAGGCCCACAGAAGUUUGAACUGUGUGUACAACCAACUAGAUGACUGCAAGGGUCACGUGAAGACGGGCGGGGUAGAGGACAGAGCUGGGAUGCUGUCCUAUGUGUGUGGUGAAGGAAGGAAAGAUUUGAUUUCCGGGUCGUCCUGUUGGCUGGACAACAACGUUGCUGCCCGGUUACGUCACUGUAAGGCCAAACACAACGUCGACAACAUCGCCGCCAGCGUUCACAAAGACAACAUCACCGAUUCGUACGCGUUCUGCAACUCCCUGGACGACUUUGUGUGGGCCUGCAUGGGUGACUGGACCAUGAAGAGAUGCCCAUACAACCUGGCGGCCUUCAUUAUCCGGACAGUCAACCCAGAGACACUCUCGGCCAAGCUGAAGUGCUGACCGUUCUCUUUGAUGGAUUGAUAGCCGUAGUCGGCAGUAUUACUGUAACGCAAGUGUAACAUUGCUGCAGUAUCUACACUUGGAAAGUUGAUUCAUGGCCAGUGACUGUAUUCUGUGACGUCAUUUGUUUGAUGACGUGGUGCACUGAUCAAUGACGUACGAUUAGGCUGUGUUCCACAAAGCGAUCGUAGAAAGGGGCCCUGUUCACAUAAUUAAUUCCUUGAUACUAUUAUAACCCAGUUCAUCAACUCAACACAUGAUCACUGCAACUUUAGAAGUUUAUUUUAGUGUUUAUGAAACCAACCAUCGUAACAUGCCAGCAUUGUCUGAUGAGUUUCUUAGCUACGAUCCCCGUUGAUGUGUCUGACAUAUUAUAUUCCCCGAUUGUUUCUUUUGACAAAAGUAACAAUGGUUGCUCUGUUUCCGUGUAACUAUUACAGCAAUAAAUACAUUAAUACA